Aspergillus tanneri is the source of this 3510-nucleotide messenger RNA. RefSeq lists its product as uncharacterized. The record is from RefSeq and is a predicted model, not a curated record. NCBI's taxonomy places the organism in Eukaryota, Fungi, Ascomycota, Eurotiomycetes, Eurotiales, Aspergillaceae. Bases 1 to 3510 code for a protein of 1169 amino acids. The transcript has a single exon.
AUGAAUCGAUUCCGGAAGACGAAGAAGGAGAAGGUCAAGGAGGAUGUGGAAGUCCCCGAGAGUACGCCGACUUCGUUUGCGUCCAUAUUGUCCAAGAAGGGCAGGAAGGAGGAGCCCGAAGUGAAGCCGCAGCUGGAUCUGUCCGCCGCGCUGCCCUCAAAUGAUGACUUCCGCACGAGUCUUAUAAUGCCCAAAUUAUCGGCGCGUUUCAGUAUGCUGAGAGAGCAGGAUGACCCUGCGUCGCUCAUCGGUAAAGCAAGUGACGAUAGCGUCCUAUUUCCCAGGCGUGCCUCCCGGUUGAAUAUCUUUGGACACAACCCGAAUCUGCUGUCCGAUAUCGACGAAGUCUCCAUUGACGGGAGCCGGCCCUCUAUGGCUCUCGGACGCGCAGACUCCCUCGCUUCUGGUGGGGACGGCUACGGCACAGACGACGAUCGAUCGCAACAUGGCAGUAUCAUGAGUAGAGCCCGUCGUGCUGAAGGCAAUAGUCUGUUUGGUGGACGGCAGAAGAUUUACAAGAUCCCUAUAAAGGCAGCGUCUUCAGAACCUAGCCCAGAACCAGGACGCACCCCCAUGGGGGGCCGCACGUUCUAUGAACAUGACCUGAGUAUGCCUGCCUUCCAACGGCAGAGAUCCAGGGAGAAAGAGGAGCAAGUGUCCGACGAAGCUGCGCAGGAUGCUUUAGCUCAGGAAUCCGAGGAUGGCUUGUCUAGUAUUUCCACCAAACGUACUACCUAUUCCUCGACAACGUCGGGUCCCACUUCCAAUGGCCGCACGUCAACAGCGGCUACUUCAUUCGAUGAGCCCUCGUUUGCUGGCGCAUGGCCCCAGAUGUCCUCAGGCUGUGGUGGCGAAGAGAGGGCUCCUUUUUCCAAGCCCCCGUACUCGGGCAUGGCUUCUGAGCGGAACUCAGUGAAGUCGCGUCGUCUUUACGGUCAAGGGCUAGCGCAAUCAGUCCAGAAUCAGCAGAAUUCCACCAUGCACCGACUGGAAAGCUUGACUCGUCAGCGAGCUGUCACUCCAGAGUUACCCCCUCUAAGUAGGUCUUACUCUAGAAGUGCGACCAACCUGCGCGAUAGACUACAGAAGCUCGCCAUUGCGGAACCGAUAGGUGCAGGUGCCCCCUCCCAGCCUACCAGUCCGCUCUCUUUGAGCGCAUCGCCCACGCGUCAAAUGCCGGAAGUCGAUAUCAGAGAAGUGAGACCUCCAGCGGCAUCCGGCUACGGGUCUCCUCCACUGAGCCCCCCUGCUAGUGACAAAGAGGGGGCAGUCACUUUGACGGCCGCAUUGCAGCCGGAAGAUCAUGGGAAAGCUACAGCUCUGGGCAUCUUCAGUAAACCUAAGACUCCAUUUGACGAAAACCAAUUCACUCGACGUCAGCUCCAGAUGCAUCAGGGGAGAAACACGCCACCUUUGAGACGACCUUCGCCACCUCCGGGACGGGGCACUCAACAGGAAUUGUCCGGGCGAUCAAGAGUCCCUUCGAUGGCGAGCCAUCGGUCGAGGGCUGGCUCUCUUUCCUCACAUUACAGCGAAGCUCAGCGUUCAGCAAAUCGUCGAUCGGCAGCAAGUGCCAAUGCUUCACCACAUCAGCUGGAAAACGGAACCUUUUUGGCCAACUCUAGCCCUAGCGAUUCCGAUAAUGAGGGUGACCCUGGUGUGCACGAUGCGACAGAUUAUAGUGGUUUGGUGCACCCUGCGCUGCGAUCCGACCCGCCAACAAUGCCCUCUACUCCGACAGGAGAGAAACCGAGCCCGCUUCCGGAAGUAAGAUACACGGAUCUGGGCGACUUGAAGCCUAUAGCCGAGAACGACAGUGUAGAGGGGCCGUCUGAUAGAGGAAAUGGGGCUCCUGAGAAUCCAGACUCUCCAACUUUGGGCCCGUCAGGGCUAGGCCUAAGUGGUCUUAUCCGUACGCAUCUACGACGCGACAGUGACAAGUCCUCUAUCUUUCGUCCACCUUCUCUUGCACCUCCAAGGGCCCCAGAUGGCGAAAAUUCCCAGGAGGCUCCCAUCAAAGAUUUUGACCUGGUAGCUCCGGCGCAGAAUUCCCGCCCUCCGAGGUUUCCCCUCGAACCCAGAAGUAGUCUAAAUGGCUCGUGGGAGAACGAGGUGAUGCACGGACAUCGACGUGGAGCAAGUACCGAGACACAGAGGGAACGUGAAGAGUUUGCCAACGAGCUGGCAGAGCGACGAAGGAAAGUACAGGAGAAACUGAAGGGUUUUGCGGAGAGUGAAAGCAGAUCUGCCAGUCCGGUCUCUGGUCGCCAAACUCCAGAUUAUUCUCAAGGACGAUCUGGCAAUGCGUUUGCUCUCUUGAAAAAUAAGACCGGCAAGCACAACUUGUUCUCCAGGCAGGACGCACGAACCCCCAAGGGGUUCGGUCCUGGAAAUGCUUCCACGCCGGCGUUAGUCUCUGACGAACCGUGGCGCGAGGAGGAAAGGCCGACGUUUAACUUCGGGCAACAUUCCAAUUCGAGCUCUCCACACAUCGCCCCAGAAAAGUCCAUGCGAUCUCGCAGGAUCGCCUUGGAACGCAGCAACCAAGAAGAUGCUCGUGAAUCAAGCCGUAGCCGUGCGGCAUCUCCCCAUUCAAGCUUCCAAUCCCAACGGGACCGUUCGAGUUCAGACGCCUCUGUCCGCUCCAAGAGUCGUACCCGGCGAGAACGGGAUGACUUGGGAACCGUGGAAGAGGUUGCUCCCGGUCCUCGUGAACGAUCUGUGUGCAGUGAUUAUGAACAGCGUGGCAUGGCUUCAAUUCCGACUUCCGUUCUAUCGUCAGCCCGUCCGUCCGUGGAGAUAAAUGAUCCUUCCAUAUACGAUCGUUCCUCGUCAGCAAUGUCUGGAAGAUAUCGCAGUGGAAGUCGGUCUGGAACUCCAAGCUUUCACGACAGACCUCUGCUCCCUACAGCUUCUAUGCCUCCGCCACUGAUCGGGGCCUCUCCACGUCCUUCGCCCAUUGCGCCUUAUUCUGCUAAUGCCACCCCACCUCUCUACGAUAUUUCUCCCGAUCCGUCUAUCACACCAGCGUCCACGUUCCCUGCCACCAUCCCUCAGCGGGCCCCUGGUCAUAGUCACUUAACCAAACGGGUGGUCAACAAAACCCAAAUCUCAGAGCCCACCUUAGUCUCCUGCACGUCCAACGUUCCAACUGUCGGGUUACCUGCCGGAGCAAGUCUGAGCAACGGCAUGGAGACACCGCCAAUUCCGCCCAUGAACCCGCGGCGGCGCCGUCAGACCACCACCCAAACCAUCCUGGGUGCAUUCAAGGUAGAUAAACAUGAAUCGCAUUACCCACCACCGACACCAGGUAUCCCGUCAGAAGAAUAUAGCACAUUUUCCGACGAAGGCGAGAGACGUCCCAAAUCCCGACACAGGCUGCGCAAAAUCUCCAGCGAGGGAGGGGGUCUGAACGCAAGAACGCGACAACAGCAGGCUUUGAACGAGACACCUCCAGCUGUCCCGGUUUAUCCACCAACUCCAGUCCCCAUGGAAGGUGGCAUGUUUUAA